Molecule: messenger RNA, 5595 nt
Organism: Penicillium odoratum
Lineage: Eukaryota; Fungi; Ascomycota; Eurotiomycetes; Eurotiales; Aspergillaceae
Product: ECM29 family proteasome component
Exons: 2
Coding region: 1-5595 (1864 amino acids)
Biological process (GO): proteasome assembly
Cellular component (GO): cytoplasm; nucleus
Molecular function (GO): molecular adaptor activity
Source: RefSeq, a predicted model, not a curated record
AUGGCGGACUCUCAGAGCCCCGAGGCUCGCGAGUUGAGUCUGAUAGGCAAAGUGGAAUUCCGAAUCGCCAUGGCAGAUACUGAUGAGAAGCUUCAGUCGCUACUCCAAAUCUAUCUACCUCCUUUGCUUUUGAAAUUGACGUCUGACAGCGUGGCGGUUCGCAACAAGGUGAUUUCCGUGUGCCAGCAUGUCAACACUCGGGUCAAAGCCCCCACCAUUCAACUGCCGGUCGCAGCACUGCUGAAACAGUUUAAAGAACAAAAGUCUCAGCUGGUCCGUCAUUUUGAUCUGAUCUAUGCUCAACAAGGAAUCGACCGACUGGGCUCUGAUGCUAAAGUCGAGAUCCUACUACCCUUGCUGCAGGGGAUUGCGGAGAUUGGAACAUCAGUAACCCAGGGCGCCAUUGUGUUCAAUCUUGUUCUGCGAUUAUUGCCUCUUUUCAAAUUGCCACCAAAGGGUAGCGAUGAGGAUCAAAAGUUGAACCAGCGGCUAGGUCUAAACAGCCAAGACUCUCAGUUCUUGUCUUUCUGGCUGGGGAAACUCCUCAUUCUUUCUCCCGCGGUCUCAGGGGCCCAGACAUGCCCUGGAUUGUCCCCAGAAGAGUAUACCUUUCUGACCAAGGGCGCGGCUAUUGAAGAGACAUGGAACCCAGCCGCUUCUGGGGGGUUAAAUCUGACCGAGACAAAAGUUAUCGCUCUCCGGUUUCUCGGAAGCGGAGCGUUUGCCGAUUCUCACCGAUUUUUACCUUCGUUGAUCGCUUCCGCGGACGCAAAUUCCCGCCUUGCUGAUCUGGGUGACGAGACCCUGAAACGAUUUGCUGUCGAUCUUGAAGACCCAACCGUGGUGCAGCAAUUGUAUGACCUGUAUUUUGGUGCACAAGGGGCGCCCCCUGCACGUCCUCCACUCCAAGUGAAAGCUUUAGUUUUUUUAGGCAAAUCUAUCAAGGCUACUGAGGAUACUCACCGGAUUUACAAACUUAUUGAAGAUGGCCUUCUUUCAGACGCCGCAAGGUCCGCUCAGGGACUUCAAGCGUCAAAAUUAAGAACACAAAUAUUCACAUUUACCACCUGGGUUGUCCGCAUGGGCUCCUCGGAAGACCUCAAGAAGAUUGCACCCAAAGUAAUCGCCGGUCUAAGGGACUUCAUUCAAUCUCAGACUUGGCCAAGUCCUGGCGUCAGCGGACAGAAGCUACCGGCUACAGAUCUGAGCCUUCGAGGACUUGCCUAUGAAAGCAUUGGCAUCCUGGUUCCCAAGGUAGACUUUCAAAUGCAGAGCGAAACGGUCGAGAAUUUUGAAUUUGAUCUGGUCCGAUGGCUCUUUACUUCGCUCAGUGCCGACGACUCGAGUCCACAGAUAUUUGUUAGUAUCGACCAAGCGCUCGGAAGCAUUCUGAAUUCCUCCUUGAACAGCCAUGCUCAAGACUUUCAAAAUCAACUGCGCCCAUUCUUGGUUCAGCAGAUGAGCUUACACCCCGGGGAUGUUCACCCCGAAACCGGUUUCAACGUUGUUCGAGGCGUUCAGUAUGCCGCUGUACGGUUCGCGAAUCGAUUCUUGCCAUUUAGUGAUGUGGUGGCUCGCUGGGUUGAUCUUAUGGCCAUUGCCAGAGGCCCCGAAAGACAGCAGGAGAUCGUGGAGGAAGGCAAAAAGGGUCUUCACCCAUACUGGUUCCGACUCCUCAAUCCGACCAAAGAUGAAAAAUGGAGCGCCACUGCUGCUACUCCAAAGCGAGACGAGUCUUGGUUUGAAUUUCCGACUUUUGCUGAUGCUACUCGCUUCCUGCUGGGAUCAGAAGAGCAGGACGAUACCUUGGCAGUCCAUGCUUUGUCCAGGUCACAGCUGUUAACAGGAACUUACAAAAAUGCAUUCGUGCAUUCCAUUUCAUUUCUGCGCAACACUUUACUCUGGGAAGCUUUCUCGGCCGCCGGCAUUACGACCGAUCUGGACGAAGACUGGGAUUAUAAGCUCGAAGUGCAGCUCUCCACAAGCGAAGACGCGCGAUCUGCCGUCAGAAGGUAUAUCCGCAGUAGUGCAAAAGAGUCUGUUUAUGCGUUCUUGUCCGGCGUGCUAGAUGGGCUUGUCAGAGAAGAUCUGACAGAUCUACGACAAUGUGGCAUCCACUUUGUGGAGAUUUGCUCUUUGGCACCCAACGACGUCGUUGCAAAACUGGCACCCCGGGCACAGUCCUUGUUUAAGCCUAUCUCCAGCAAUAACACCGAUGUACAAGCACUCGCAGCUCGAUCGUUCGGCAUUCUUGCAUCCCAUCCUGCCCUUGCUGAUGAUGAACUGAAGAGCUUUGUGGCACAGCUGGCCAAUACGAUUGAGUCAUGGAAUACGGCUGUCGGUGAAGCUGCACUUCGAGCUCGAGGGGCAGUCUUAGCAUUGUCUUAUCUUCUCAGCAGACUUGCCUACCGUGGUCUUCUCAACAGAGUCCCCGAAACGCAGGUGAAACAAUUUAUCAAUACGGUCUUGGAUAUUGUCGAUGUUUCCCGCGACACCCUUCUUCAACGAACUGCAGAGAUGUCUCUUGGACAGCUUGGUUUGUCGGGUAUAUUGUCGCUGCAAACGCUGCCAGAAGAUGGCUGGAAGAAAGUGCAGCAGAAGCUCUCGAAGGAUGCUAAGUCAGAAAAUGAUACACCGAUAACUUGUCUGGGCCUCGUCACAUUAACCUUUGCUCGAGAAACCUCGGCUUCCUCCCUUCUCCGUGAUUAUUUAGAUUCGCUGUACAGCCUGCAUGAAAUAAAGAGUCCGGAGGUUCAAUUCACCGUGGGUGAGGCAUUGAGUAACGUUGCAAUCGGGUGGGCUUCCCGGGCCCUGAUACAAGAAUUCGACGUGGAUGCAGAAUUUCCCCAGUCUGAGGUACCGCGAACAGUGUUUAUCGAUAUUUGUGACAAAGUCAUCACCGAUUGUGUGGCGCCUAAGCCAUCUCUCCGCAAGGCGUCCGCUAUUUGGCUUUUAUCGCUCGUCAAAAAUUGCGGGCACCUGUCAGAGAUGCAGGAGCGCCUCCGAAAGUGCCAAGCCACAUUCACUAGUCUCCUUGGGAACCGGGAUGAGGUGGUACAAGAGACUGGAGCGCAUGGCCUCAGUCUGGUCUACGAGAUUGGUGAUCAGGCUCUGAAAGACGAUCUGGUUUGUGACCUGGUGGACUCAUUCACAGCAACAGGCCCCAACCUUCGGGGAGGCAAUGUUACAGCGGAUACCCAGUUGUUUGAGCCUGGUGCUCUGCCAACGGGUGAAGGGUCAUCUGUCAACACCUACAAAGACAUCAUGAACCUGGCCGCUGAGGCAGGUGAUCCAACGCUUGUAUAUCGAUUCAUGUCAAUGGCCUCAAAUAACGCCCUUUGGACAAAUCGGGCAGCAUUCGGUCGGUUCGGAAUCAGCACUAUAUUCUCCGACUCCAGUGUCAACGGUUACCUUGCGCAGAAUCCGAAAAUCUACCCUAAGCUUUUCCGAUACCGCUUUGACCCAAAUCCGAAUGUACAACGGUCUAUGAACACCAUCUGGCAAGCCCUUGUCAAGGAUCCUACGGUCGUGAUCGACACACACUUCGAUUCAAUUAUGGUGGAUCUCCUGAAAAGUAUGCUUCAGGGGCGCGAGUGGCGCGUUCGGCAGGCAAGUUGUGCCGCCGUGGCGGAUCUUAUCCAAGGGAGGCGUCCGGAAGUAUACGCCGAAUAUCUCGAUGAGAUCUACAGCAAAGCCUUCAGACUCCUAGAUGACAUCAAGGAAUCUGUCCGAGUUGCUGCCCUCAAGCUCUGCCAGACCAUCACCAACUCCGUGAUCCGCACGCUUGAGACAAGCGGAACGGAGAAGCGCGCCGGCACACUACUCAGCAGCGCCAUCCCCUUCCUUCUGAGUGACAAGGGACUUGAUUCUAGUGUGGAGGAAGUGCGAGGGUAUGCCAUUGGGGCUCUUGUUCAGAUUAUCAAGAAGAGCAGCGGUACGCACCUCCACCCAUUCGUGCCUGGGAUUCUUGAGAAAUUCCUGAGCUCCCUCAGUUCUCUUGAGCCGCAGGCUGUGAAUUAUGUUCAUCUCAAUGCCGACAAGUAUGGGCUUACGGGGCAGGAGAUUGACAAGAUGCGUCUCUCAAGUAUUCGGACAUCGCCGAUGAUGGAAGUCAUCGAACGAUACCUGAUUGAUCAUUUGGAUGAGACUAAUCUGCAAGAUCUGGCUCCUAAACUAGAAGAGGUACUUCGCUCCGCCGUGGGGCUUCCAUCCAAAGUGGGCUGCAGCCGCGUCUUGGUCCUGCUGAGCAUGAAGACGCUCCUCUUCCGCCCAUACGCCGACCGAUUUAUUCAGGUCCUCUGCAAAUACGUGGUGGAUCGCAACGAGACCGUUAGUGCAUCGUACUGCACCUCUUUGGGUUAUCUUAUGCGACUGGCGUCGGAUGAGCGGGUUCUGAAGACCAUAAACUACGCUAAGACCCUCUAUCUGGAGGCCGAAGACACCACGACGCGGGCGGUGGCUGCGGAGAUUCUGUAUUCGUCGUCAAAACUCUCCAACGACCGUUUCAUGGCGUUCGCUACGGCAGCGCUCCCGUUUGUGUUUGUGUGUAAGCACGAUGCAGACGAGCAUGUGAAGGAGGAGUUCGAGAAAACGUGGCAAGACAAUGUGGGUGGCUCUCGCGCAGUAGCUCUGUACCUUCGGGAGAUCGUCAGCCUCGUAUCCGACAACUUGGAUUCGGCACGGUGGACCAUCAAGCACACAGCAGCACGUGCCAUGGCACAGGCAGUGCUUGCACUAGAGGUGGAGAUUGAUCUCCCUACGGCUCAACUGGUUUGGCCGGUACUAGAAAAGGCCUUGGCGGGGAAGACUUGGGAGGGGAAAGAAGUCAUUCUAACAGCGCUGGUUAAAUUUGCCCGUCAAGGAAAAGCGUUAUGGACGGAGUGUCCGGACCAAGGCGAGCUGAUGAAGACAAUUGCCAUCCGAGAAGCGAAGCGAGCCAACGCCGUGUAUCGGCCGCAUGGAUUACGGGCACUGGGUGAGAUCGCACAGGUUCGCCAAGUGGAUUUUAUGCCCCAAGCCUUACAAAUAGUGCCCCCCGUGAUUGAAGAAUUUAAGGACGGGAUGGAUAUAGAUUCCGGGAAUGGGCCAGACUCCAACGAUACCCUUGCGGCGAGUGUACAGUGCCUCCUGCAAUGUCUAAACCCCGCUACGGCCGGUUCGAGCGAAGGUCAGUCGCCCUACGGGACCCCCCUAGCGUCGGCCCAGCUAAGCCUAACCACAGUGCUGGGAGGAUACAUACAAAAGGUGAUCGGUCCGUUGGACCAGGCCCUGACCCACGGAGGACGACAGGUCGUCAGCACGGUCUACCAGGAGCUCCAAGCGUUCUUUCUCCGAAUGGAUCGGUGGACAGCGACCGGUGAACAAAACCUAGCGGGGCCGAUGAAUGAAUUGGCUACUCUGCUCACACAGGACCGGAACGCAGUCGAAAUGGUCCGCAAGGGCCGUGCAGAAGCCAUUCUGGUGUACCUGAAACUACGACCUGUAGUCCGCGGAGUGCCUAAUUCUUUUGGUGAAAUGAUCAAGGUGUGGAGGACAAACGAACGAUCCAAUCCGAUCCAGCACAUUCUAGAUGAGGCCCAGGCGUUGUUGGUCUAG